CCAGGCGAAAGGGUGCUUGGCAGGCCCGCAUCCAAGGCCGCCCACGGAUCAGCUUACCGACUGUGCCCUCGCUCAAUUCAUAUCCAUAUCCAUAUCUAGAUCCAUACCGCUCCUGCUGGUUCGGCCUUUCGCCUCCACCCUCCAUCCCCCCCCGUGCGCCUGCUCCGGAUCGCAGAACCCUGGCCAGUAUGGAGAGCCCCAAGAAGCGACACCGGACCCACGGCAACGGCAUUCGCGACGGCCUCGGCAACGACGACGAUGCCGUCGGGCCGCAAUUCCUCGACGACAUCUGCACGCAGGACCAUGCAGACUCCCUGAUGCGACUCUCGACAAGCCUAUCCAAGCCGGAGCGACUGGAGGUCCUGCGCGGAGCAGCGCUGGCCCAGGUUCACAAUAGCCUGAGCUGUGUGCAGAACCUGAUUCUGCAUGCCCACUACAUCCUCAACAUCAUCCACGACCCGCCAGACCCGCAGUUUGUUGCAGAUGCCGUGGCCCUCAUCCACAUCCUCGAAGCCAUCGAAUAUCAGCGCCGGUCCGCACAGCUGCCCAAGAGGGCCAAGAAAAAGGCCGCCAUCGCCGUCGAGCGAAGCUUUGAAGCUGCCGUGCUGCUGAUCAAGCGCCGGAUCGUUGUCGGGGCCGUCGAGUGGAUGCGGCCAUUCAGUUUUGAGCAGCAUUGCGACCUCGUCCAUACCCUCUUUGGCCAGCAACCGCACACACCUGCUGCACCGAUACCCACGGCACCGACAUCGAUACCCCCGACGCAGCUGGAAGAAAGGCCGCCGCAUGACGAUGAUCCCGACCUUGCUGAUCUCAGGACAACGGGCAGUUUCCUGCGACCGUUUCGGUUUGAACUGACCCAUUUCAAGACCGAGCCAAUCGCACAGCUUCUGAUCGGACUCUUGAAGGAUCUUCGCAUGCAAAUCGGAUGCGACGGUGACAAGCAGAUCGAAGCCAUCCGAUGCUAUCCGCCAUUUGUACAAUUCGCCAACGCUCUCACCUGGGAUAAGGCCGAGGCACAGGUGACGGACUAUCUUGGACGGGUGAUGUAGAAGGCAGCUCCUCAUCCCCUCUCGCCUCGGCAAGGCGAGCAGUCGAUGCCUGGGGGCAGGCCACAAGAGCGCGCCCCAAGAUCUCGCAUCGAUGGUCUCUGACUCAGCAUCGGUAACAGCAGGCGUCGCUGGUUCUGGAUCAAGCUUGGAGGCAGUUGUUGCACUGGCCCCGGUCACUGAGGCGAGAUCGGUUGAGAGACGAGUGAUGUGGGCAUGUCGAGGGAACGCCUCCAAUACAAGUAUCCCCGCUUGGUUUGCAAAGACUACAAAUAUAUUCCAGUGUAAACAGGCAGGCAGUAGAGAGAAUGUGUAAGGGAGAACGAAGGAACGAGAAAUCGAUGGACGCAGGGGAU
Messenger RNA from Polychytrium aggregatum, 1402 nucleotides. RefSeq lists its product as uncharacterized. The record is from RefSeq and is a predicted model, not a curated record. Lineage: Eukaryota; Fungi; Chytridiomycota; Chytridiomycetes; Polychytriales. The coding region runs from base 189 to 1049 and encodes 286 amino acids. The transcript is spliced from 3 exons.